Molecule: messenger RNA, 952 nt
Organism: Chelonus insularis
Lineage: Eukaryota; Metazoa; Arthropoda; Insecta; Hymenoptera; Braconidae
Product: trypsin-1-like
Exons: 6
Coding region: 145-915 (256 amino acids)
Biological process (GO): proteolysis
Molecular function (GO): serine-type endopeptidase activity
Source: RefSeq, a predicted model, not a curated record
AUUAUCUAUCAUCGACGUUUAGCAGUUAACAUUUUGUUAAAUGUUCAAACAUUCUUAGUAAUAGUUCAAUACGUGAUCAAUAACGAUAAUAAAAAAUACUAUGUAAUACAUCGUUAGAAAAGAAUAAUUUUAUAUUGAACCAUAAUGAAGCUAAUAAUUUUUUGUUUACUAACAAUUUUUAUCAUCAAAUCCAAAUCCAUAGUAAAUAAAGAUAGCCCGGAUAUAAAUCUUGAUAUUAAUAUAACAGAAAGUCCAUUUGCGUUGUCCCUCAGACGGAAUGACAAACAUAUAUGUGGAGCAACAAUUAUUAGUUCAAACUGGGGCAUCACAGCUGCGCAUUGCGUACUUUUGCCAGUAUCAACAGCCAACUACUCUGUUCGUGCUGGAUCAAAUUACAGGAGUCAAGGAGGAUCUGUACAUAAAUUAGUUAACGUUAUUCACCACCCUCAAUAUAAUUCUAGUAUAUCUGACUAUGACGCAGGGCUCUUUAUGGUCGAACCCGAAUUUCAGUUCGAUAAUUCAACACAACCAAUUGUACUGCCUGCAUCAGAUGAGGAGGAAAAAACAGACACAAGUUGGGGUACUGCUGUUGGAUGGGGUGCAUAUCAGAUAGAUGAUGAGGAGAACUUAUCAGAAACAUUGAAGGGUGCUACGUUACCAAAAUUUGAUUGGAAUGAAUGUGAGGAUGCUUAUUAUCCGAUCUUCCCAGUAACUAAAAAUGAAGUUUGUUAUGGGUUUAAAAAUGGAACUCUAGAUACUUGCAAAGGUGAUUCUGGAGGUCCAUUGUUUUCCAAAGACAAAAUUUUUAUUGGUAUUACUUCAUGGGGAGAUGAAUGCGCAGAAUCUGGUUCACCUGGAGUUUAUACGAGUAUUCCAGUCAUCCGUAAUUGGAUAAAAAAUGUAACAGGUGUUUAAAAUAAUUUACUGUGAUAAAAUUGAUCUUUAAAUUUAU